Molecule: messenger RNA, 225 nt
Organism: Hyaloscypha bicolor E
Lineage: Eukaryota; Fungi; Ascomycota; Leotiomycetes; Helotiales; Hyaloscyphaceae
Exons: 3
Source: RefSeq, a predicted model, not a curated record
UAUAUUAACUAUAUACUAGUAGGCCUUAUAAAUAUUAUUUAUAUAGUCUAUCUAGAUAAUAUUUUAAUUUAUUUUGAGAAUCUAGAAUAUCUAAUAUAUAUUCAACUUUUUAUAAACUUAGUAAAAUACGAGUUUAAUAUAAAGAAAAUAAAGUUCCUGGAAUUUAUAAUUAGCCUAGAUAAUAUAGAAAUAAAAGCUAGCCGGGUUAUAAUUAUUAGGAAAUAG